AACGAUCAACGGCAUCAAAAGGAGACGAGACAACCAGUGGACACUGGGAGGAGGACGAGGCGGUGGAUAUCGCCAUGGCCGCGCUUGCCGCCCAACACCACCGUGUCUUCUCCUCCACCCCCUCCACGACCCCAAGAACUUAUCUCCUGCACCACCUCCCUACCCCAUCCUCCUCGUCGCGUCGUCCCCAUGGCGGCCCCAGAGGCGCCCGCCUUCUUCGGCGCGCCUCCGGGGACAGCAGCGCGGUCCCUGCUGCCAGCUCGUCGCUGGAGGAGCUGUCCCGGAGCUGCACCACCUGGUCAUGGAGAGGCAUGAGCGUGAACUACCUGGUCAGGGGGGAAGGCCCGCCCGUGCUGCUCGUCCACGGCUUUGGCGCCUCCGUCGCGCACUGGCGCAGGAAUAUUGAUGUGUUAUCUGAAUCAAACACCGUUUAUGCAAUUGAUUUGCUCGGGUUUGGGGCGUCAGACAAGCCCCCUGGAUUCUCUUACACGAUGGAAACAUGGGCUGAGUUGAUCCUUAAGUUCUUGGACGAGGUCGUCAAGAGCCCUACUGUGCUUGUUGGCAACUCUGUGGGAAGCCUCGCAUGUGUCAUUGCUGCGUCAGACUCUAGCAGAGAUCUUGUCCGGGGUCUUGUUCUACUGAACUGCUCAGGUGGCAUGAACAACAAAGCAAUCGUUGACGACUGGAGGAUUAAGUUGCUCUUGCCUCUGCUUUGGUUAAUUGACUUCCUGCUGAAACAAAAGGGAAUAGCAUCCGCCCUCUUCGAGCGUGUAAAGGACAGGAAAAAUCUGAAAGACAUCUUGCUAUCGGUUUAUGGUAACAAAGACGCAGUGGAUGAUGAAUUAGUCGAGAUCAUAAGAGGGCCGGCUGACACCGAAGGGGCUCUGGACGCGUUCGUGUCGACGGUGACGGGCCCGCCAGGCCCUAGCCCGAUAGCCCUGAUGCCCAAGAUCAGGAUCCCGGUGUUGGUCCUGUGGGGAGACCAGGAUCCUUUCACCCCGAUCGACGGGCCUGUGGGGAAGUACUUCUCCGGCCUCCCGUCGGAGCUUCCCAACGUGAGGCUACACAUGCUGGAGGGAGUCGGGCACUGCCCGCAUGACGACCGGCCGGACCUCGUGCACCAGAAGCUGCUUCCUUGGCUGGAAGAGCUCCCCUCUGCGACCGAGCCUGAGGUGGCGCUAACUUAAUUAGUGAGCUAACAAUCAGCCGAAGGAAUUCGUCUUUCACUUCACCGUAGUGAACUGAGUCGUUUUGUUAAUACAGAAGAUUCCAUAUCAUCGGAGAAAAAAAAGCCAUACCAUCUCUCGGUGUGGAAAUGCCCCAGUUAUGUACAGUAAAAAUUACUGAAUUUUGUUUCUUUUGGCGAGAAAAAUACUGAAGUUUGUGUUUCUUAAAAAAGAUUGAGUAUAAAUUCAGUCUUGAUGGCUCAAAAA
Molecule: messenger RNA, 1433 nt
Organism: Brachypodium distachyon (stiff brome)
Lineage: Eukaryota; Viridiplantae; Streptophyta; Magnoliopsida; Poales; Poaceae
Product: pheophytinase, chloroplastic
Exons: 6
Coding region: 75-1187 (370 amino acids)
Biological process (GO): chlorophyll metabolic process
Cellular component (GO): chloroplast
Molecular function (GO): chlorophyllase activity
Source: RefSeq, a predicted model, not a curated record